Molecule: messenger RNA, 2569 nt
Organism: Ahaetulla prasina
Lineage: Eukaryota; Metazoa; Chordata; Lepidosauria; Squamata; Colubridae
Gene: ZMYND15
Product: zinc finger MYND-type containing 15
Exons: 14
Coding region: 1-2250 (749 amino acids)
Biological process (GO): spermatid development; negative regulation of DNA-templated transcription
Molecular function (GO): histone deacetylase binding
Source: RefSeq, a predicted model, not a curated record
AUGGAGUUUGUGACCGGCUACCGGGCAGAGAUCCUGGACUUUGCCGAGCUUCUCUUCGGCUGGUACCAGCGCUUCCUGCUGGACGCCAUCUGCCGCCGGGGCAGCGAGCGGCGCAAGAGGCAGGAGAGCUCCAUCCGCCGCCUGCCGCCUGACCCAGCCCUCUGGAUCCUGCACCUGCUGCCAAACCGCAACCUGGCCUUCACGGUGGCCGACCCCGGGCAGCAGCUGGGUGGCCGCUUCUACAGUGAGGAGGCUCUAGCCCUGCAGGACCUGGAGCGCUUCAUCACCUUUGUGGGGGCCGGGGGGGCGGAGGAGGAGGAGGAGGAGGAGGAAGAGGAGGAUACUGAUGGCACCACAGAGACAGGGCAGCCCUUGUGGCGCGUUGAGCACCUCCUGCUGGUGACUGAUGAAUACGGCACCAUUCUGGGCUUUGACUUCCUGUUGGAAGGCUUCUUGGGGACAGCUGGGCAGGAGCCACUGGAGCCCCGGGCCCUCGCCUUGCUCUGCUACAGCAUGUUCUGCCCCCUGGGUGCUGGGGAGCCUCGCCGACCGAAGCUGCUGACCGUGGGAGACCCCGCUUUGCACAAGUCCCUGGAGCCCCUACUUGCUCGCCUGGGCAUCCGAAUGAGCAAGGGCCCGAUGCGGGGCUGGGGCCCCAAGCCUACCUUCUCCUUCCCUACCACACGGGUGCGAGCAUGUCACGUGUGCAAGCGACACAGUUUUGAGGGCCAAAUUACAGCCUGCCAGCAUUGCCGCGCCGUCUUCUACUGCUCAGAGAAGUGCCGGAAGCUGGACUGGAGCCGCAGCCCCGAGGACAUCGGGCACCAGUUUUGGUGCCAGCGCAUGGCUGGGUACAUGAGCCAUGCCAGAGAACUUGCCAACUUCCCUUUCACCUUUGCUGCUGAGGUGACCAGCGAUACCUUCAACAAGGAGGGCUUCCUGCUUGCGCGAGGGCUGACCCGCGGAUACUGGGUAGCAGAAAGCAUGCUGGUGAGGGCCCCCGACUAUGGCCUGGGGUUGCAGAAGGGCCCUGCAAAGACCCCUACUAAUAGCCUGCUUGACCGCUCCUCCCAACUGCGACAGUCUCUGUCCGGCAUCAGGCCCACCCAAUAUCAUUCCUUCACAAACUGCAUCUUGUACAUUUUUGGCUACAAUUUUGGCUACAAUUCAAGAUGCUGGUUGUCACCGCUAAAGCUCUUCACAGUAGAUGGCCUGUUUAUCUUGAGGAACCAUCCGUGGCUGCUGUCCAUCAGAUCCAGCUGGGCAGAAUGGGCACCCUUCAUGCCCCCUUGGUCAGGUAACCCCUUUGAGGCACUCAGGCCAGAAGGAGGGACAGCACUCCCCCCAGCACCCCCAGAGCCCCCGACGCCUCGGACAUUCUUUGCAUCCUGGAAAGAGUACUACCAGUGGCGGGGGCUGCCUCUGGGGGCCCCCUUGGCCGUGCUGCUGACCUAUCCCCUCACCGCCUACUACAUCAUCACUCAGCUGGCCCCCCAGCACUUUCCAGAGCUAAACAUUUUGAACAAGCAGUCCCUCAAGAUCCACUUGGUGGAGGCUGGCAAGGAGUUUGGCGUGCUGAUGGUGUUCUGGGAGUUGUCAGUGUUGCUCCCUCACGUUUCUCUGGAGCUGCUCUUUGUGGGGGACACGUUGCCCCCCGAGUUGGACGGCCAGCAGUUCCUUUUGCAGAGAGAUGAAGAGCGGGGUGUCUCCGUCCUGCCCGGCUUGGCCCCCAGGGCCAAAGGAGGCCGCCGGGAGCUGCAGCUGGGCUUCAGUGCCCGUCCCUACCACCUCCUGCAGGCUCCCAAACCGGACCUGGUAAUUGCCCCCAUUGUGCCCCUGAUCUGCCCAGGGUUCAACUCUGGCUUUGCCCUGAAGGAGACCUGGCUGAGUGCUUUGCCGCGAUUGCAGUCCCUCCGAGUGCCAGCCUACUUCACCGAAUGCAGCGCCUACAGCUGUGCCGUGGAUGAGGCCGCGGUCUCCAUGGCCACGGGGGGCACUGCCAGCCCUGCCCAGAUCAAUCCCUUCCGUUCACCCUUCCGACAAGCCGGCAUUGACAAUGCCAUGCCCUGGUACUGCAACGCCUUCAUUUUCCAUCUGAUCUACAAGGCCUCGGCCAACAACCACCGGCAGAGCUCUGUGCCCCCUCCGCAGCCACUUCUGGCCAGCGGGAACCCAGAGCCGGCUGAGCCGGCUCGGAGCCGGCGAAAGGACAAGAGGCAGAUCCGUGCGGCAGGGCGCCGGCGCAAGUGACGGGGUGAACAGAAAAUAAAGCACUGAUGGACACACCAAGACUCUGUGCUGGUUCACACCUUGAGCAGGGGGUUGGUCUAGAAGGCCUCUGAGGUCCCUUCCAGCCCUGAGAUUCUGGGCUCUCUUAAGUUGGCUGGCAGCCCCGGCUGGGAACAGAGUCCUGGGCUCAUGCUUAACGGAAAGAGGCAUGGAAGUUGUGGCCCAGACACAGGACCAGCAACCCCCCUUGGCCAGUGUCUCUUCAGGGAAGGAACAGCCAUUCCUCUCCUCUCUUGGCCACAGGCCGAAAGCAUCUGAUGCCCACCCACCCCUGACAGAA